GCCCGGCACAGCCCAGCCCAGCGCAGCCGAGAUGGGGCCGCGGGCGCUGCUCGCCCUCCUGGCGGCCGCCGCCCUGGCAGGUGCCAGCGUAGUUCCAGUGGAAAAAGACCACACUGAAGAAAUGGUCACCCGGUGCAUAGUGGAGGUUCUGUCCAACGCUCUGUCUAAGCCAAAUGCACCCCCCAUUAAUCCUGAGUGCAAAGAAAUGCUGAAAAAGAGUGAUAAAAMUGACAGAGAGAGAAGCGAAAAUAAAGAACCUGAAGUGAGGUAUCCCAAAGAUGCAGCAGAGAUUGAUAAAAUAAAGAUUGGGAGCAUGGAGAAAGAGCAAAGCCAGGCAGAAGUGGAGUCAGAAAAGCACAUGGCAGGAGGUGCUGAGGAGAAACUGGCUCGUGAGGAAGGUAAAAGCCAGGAGGAGGAGGUUGGACACCACUCAGCCACUGAGGAUGAAACCUUUCACUCYGAAAUCAAAAAGCACUAUCAGGAAAUUGGGAGAGAGGAGGAGAGGAAGUACCACAGUGAGGAGGAAAGCAAGGAGGGCGAGUGCUGUGAAAAUGGAGAGGCUGCUGUUGUCAGCAAGAAAUCACGCUCAGAGAGCCUGAGCACCGAGGAGUUCCGGGGUGGGAAUGAUCCGAGCCCCAGGGGCCGCUGGCACCUGGAGGAGGGAAUGCAGAGCCCUUACAAACAAAUCCGGGAAGAGGCAGAGGAAGGAAGGAGUGAGAAAUACCACCAGGAGUCUCAGGAACGCGAUUUCUCCCGCCAGCAGGAGCGCGAAGACUCCGAGGAGAGCGAAGAAACCGAGGUGGAGAAGCGACCCUACAACUCCAAAGGUUACCACAGGAAGCACAGAGUGGGUGACUCCUCUGAGGAGAAGAGGGGACACGGUGGGGACAGAGAGGAGCCAGCUSGGGGAUCCCACCCAGGGGAGAGGUGGAACCGCCGCCAGAAGCAUCAGGAGGGCUCUGAGGAGAAGGGAGGCUCUCCUGAGGAGCUGCGGGAGGAGAGCCCUGCAGGGCAGGGCAGCGAGGAGCACGGGCACAGCUGGCAGCACAGCCAGGAGAGCAGGGAAGAGGAGAGCAAUGAGAAACGGCCUGAGGAGAGGAGACACCGCGAUGGAGCGCGCCGUGCCCAGGGGAGGACGUACCUCGAGGAUGAAAAUGAAAAUGAGGAGGAGCUGGACAGGUAUCUSAGCAAGGAGAAACAGCACCGCGCUGCAGGGAGAUCCCGCCUGUGGAACAAGGAGCAGGAAGGGUCCCAGAAGGCUCGAGAGCACAAGGGACAGGCCAGGAGGCACUACAGCACUGAGGACAGCCUGGAGGAGGAGGAGGAGGAGGAGGUGGAGAAGAAGCACCGCAGCAGUGACCGGGUGGAAAAUGAAGAGGAGGAAAGGUACGCGGAGAGGGAGGAGUACAGACGGCGUCUCCCUGCAGAGAAAGAGAAGAGAACCGCAGCCUCCUACAGGCCUUUCUACCCGCUGCUGUGGUGGAAAAGCCGGCACCUGGACAAGAGGGACGGUGCAGGGGAGCAGCUYCUGGAGGCCAGGGAGGAAGGCAGGCCUGCUCUGAGUGAGAAGAGUCUCUUCCCUGACUACAGUGACUAUGACUGGUGGUCAGAAAAGCAAAUCCAGAGCGCCCUGAAGCACAGGCGCAGCGAGAAGAGGAACCCCAAAACGAACAGGUACGGCGUGGAAAGGCAGUACAGCAAGGUGGAUCAGCUUGCACAGCUUCUGAACUACAGGAAGAAGUCAGCUGAGUUCCCAGAGCUGUACAGCUCCGGGGAAGACCUGAAGAAACGUCACCUCAUGGGGAACGACAGGAGGAGCCUAAACCAGAGGGCCCUGACGGAAGAUGAGGAAAAGCAGCUGGAAAACUUGGCCACUAUGGAUCUGGAGCUGCAGAACAUAGCAGAGAAGAUUAACAGCCUCAGGAGAGGCUGAAGGUGUCCUCGCAAACCUGUGCUUUGUGGUAAAUUCACUGCCACUGGAUUGCUGUUUGCCCUAAACCCAGGAAAUUCUAUUCACUGUCCACUCUCGUGUAGUGAUUUACACAGCUGAAAGUGUCUUUCAUUUGCUGUUACGCUCCUGAGACCUGAAUGGCAUGAAUUUUAGUAACAUAACCUUUCAUGUGGGCAGGUAUUUUUAAUAUGCUUUUGGAGACAAUUGUGUUAGUGUUCUUCAGGAAUAUAUUUGUCUGAGUUUGCAAUAAUAAAAACCAUUGAUCUUGGACCAAAUCUUCUCCUUGUUUGUGUGAC
Malurus melanocephalus (red-backed fairy wren) is the source of this 2247-nucleotide messenger RNA. RefSeq names its product chromogranin B (gene CHGB). The coding region runs from base 32 to 1933 and encodes 633 amino acids. The transcript has 5 exons. Lineage: Eukaryota; Metazoa; Chordata; Aves; Passeriformes; Maluridae. The record is from RefSeq and is a predicted model, not a curated record. Gene Ontology annotation, cellular component: secretory granule.